AUGCGACUGCGGAAGACUGCAGUCCGCGCGCUCUACAACUGCAUGCGCCUCCACCCCUCUUGCCCUUCGCGCGUCCGCAUUGCUCUCUCCCUCCGUCUCUUCCUCCGCUCUCCCCUCUGCCCCUCCCUCUCCUCCCUGUGGAUGAACGACAGGCUCCAACGUCACAGCGCCCACGCGCCGCUCCACCCGCCGGGUCAGCGCCCCCCCCGCUCACCAGGCAGCGCCGCGCGCUCUGCUGGCCGCGUGGACAGCACCGGCGAGCAUGCUGCACGCGGAGCAGCUACGUUGAGGGAGAGCCAACGGACGGUGUGCAGCGUUUCUUCAAGUGGAUGCUGCUGCUGCAGAGGUAGAGUCCCCAGCCGUCCCAUGCGCUUUGCCGUGUUUGGGCUGGGCAAUCAGCAGUACGAGCACUUCAACCUGAUGGGCAACAUGCUUGACACGCGCCUCGCUGCUCUAGCUGGUGGGCUACGUCUCAUCGGCACUGAUUGGCAAAAGUUCUUGGGUUUCGGCAACCAGGUGCAGGGCAGGGAUGGAGGAAGGACAUGGUCCGCCUUAUCAUUGUCACUCGCGUCCCACAUCCCUCCCCUCAUGUCACCCCCUUCCCCUCCACCAUCCCACAUCCCUCCCCUCAUGUCACCCCCUUCCCCUCCACCAUCCCACAUCCCUCCCCUCAUGUCACCCCCUUCCCCUCCACCAUCCCACAUCCCUCCCCUCAUGUCACCCCCUUCCCCUCCACCAUCCCACAUCCCUCCCCUCAUGUCACCCCCUUCCCCUCCACCAUCCCACAUCCCUCCCCUCAUGUCACCCCCUUCCCCUCCACCAUCCCACAUCCCUCCCCUCAUGUCACCCCCUUCCCCUCCACCAUCCCACAUCCCUCCCCUCAUGUCACCCCCUUCCCCUCCACCAUCCCACAUCCCUCCCCUCAUGUCACCCCCUUCCCCUCCACCAUCCCACAUCCCUCCCCUCAUGUCACCCCCUUCCCCUCCACCAUCCCACAUCCCUCCCCUCAUGUCACCCCCUUCCCCUCCACCAUCCCACAUCCCUCCCCUCAUGUCACCCCCUUCCCCUCCACCAUCCCACAUCCCUCCCCUCAUGUCACCCCCUUCCCCUCCACCAUCCCACAUCCCUCCCCUCAUGUCACCCCCUUCCCCUCCACCAUCCCACAUCCCUCCCCUCAUGUCACCCCCUUCCCCUCCACCAUCCCACAUCCCUCCCCUCAUGUCACCCCCUUCCCCUCCACCAUCCCACAUCCCUCCCCUCAUGUCACCCCCUUCCCCUCCACCAUCCCACAUCCCUCCCCUCAUGUCACCCCCUUCCCCUCCACCAUCCCACAUCCCUCCCCUCAUGUCACCCCCUUCCCCUCCACCAUCCCACAUCCCUCCCCUCAUGUCACCCCCUUCCCCUCCACCAUCCCACAUCCCUCCCCUCAUGUCACCCCCUUCCCCUCCACCAUCCCACAUCCCUCCCCUCAUGCCACCACCCCAUUCUUCCACUUUAUUCUCCUAA
Closterium sp. Naga37s-1 is the source of this 1506-nucleotide messenger RNA. The record is from the annotation of a GenBank genome assembly. Lineage: Eukaryota; Viridiplantae; Streptophyta; Zygnematophyceae; Desmidiales; Closteriaceae.